AUGAUAGCGGGAUGGGGACGAAACACAGCUUUGAGGAAAUCCAAAGCGAUUCCUCCGCUUCUUAAGAAAUCGUCGGCUGGGGUAACGGCGGUUAUCUCCGGAAGGGAUUUCCACAGCAAUGAAAGCUCGGCUUAUUGGCUUCCAAAGGACGAGGAGGAGCAAGACCGACUCAUUGGGCAACAUUUUGCCAUCAAAGAAAUAUACGAAGGGAACUUUCUUUCUGAAGUCCCAAAAUACGUCUCGUUUGAAACUGGAGCUCGUAUUUGUGAUAUAGGAUGUGGCGCCGGCGCGUGGCUCAUGGAUAUGGCAUUGGAAUACCCAAAAUGCACCUUUGAUGGUGUGGACAUGGUAGAAGUGACACAAAGCGAAGCCUUGUCGGACCGUUUAAACAUUAUCUACAGCGAUGUCACCGACGUACUUGACUACCCAGAUAACACCUUUGACUUUGUACACAUGCGUCUCUUCGUUCUAGCGCUUCGUGAGGAUGAAUGGGAGCAUGCCAUUCGCGAAGCUGUCCGAAUCACUAAGCCUGGAGGAGUUAUUCAAUUACUCGAGUACUAUUUCACACCAGACUUCGAUGACCAUCCGGCUGUAGGAAAAACGGCCAACGCAAUUAUCGACACCAUGGGAACGCGCGGACAAGAUCCCUAUAUUGGACCGAAGCAACCUCGUUAUUUGACAGAGGCGGGGUGUAAGGUGAUUCAAGUCGAUAACCGUCCAAUAGACAUGUCAAACAACACAGCAGCUGCGAAAAAGUUCCUGUGGAACUGGCAACGUGUACUGAAAAGCAUGAUGCCCAUCCUCGGCCCAAACCUGGGACUUAAUGAUCCCAUCGAGCAACAGCAACAUGGCGAAGAAGUGCUCCUUGGCCUUACAAAAUGCCGUAAAUUCUAUUGGAUGUACAGUGCCGCCGGCCAGAAAUUAUAG
Molecule: messenger RNA, 927 nt
Organism: Zychaea mexicana
Lineage: Eukaryota; Fungi; Mucoromycota; Mucoromycetes; Mucorales; Lichtheimiaceae
Product: S-adenosyl-L-methionine-dependent methyltransferase
Exons: 7
Coding region: 1-927 (308 amino acids)
Molecular function (GO): methyltransferase activity
Source: RefSeq, a predicted model, not a curated record